Messenger RNA from Gloeophyllum trabeum ATCC 11539, 273 nucleotides. RefSeq lists its product as uncharacterized. NCBI's taxonomy places the organism in Eukaryota, Fungi, Basidiomycota, Agaricomycetes, Gloeophyllales, Gloeophyllaceae. The transcript has 2 exons. The annotation marks the transcript as partial. The record is from RefSeq and is a predicted model, not a curated record.
AACGCGAAGACGCACAUCCUGCAGUUCCCUCCUCUGAAGACGGUCUGGGACGACGGCUUCUACGACGACACCGACAUAAAGAACAUGUGCGCGAUAAGCAUCGCCCUGCGCAAGAAGGCGGGGAGUGCGCGCGCGUCAUUCGUCGUGCAGACGCCGUUCGGCACGCCGAUCUGCGUGGAGACGUUCACGCAGGGGACCGGGAGCUGCUUCCCGGUCGGGACGGAUAAGCCGAAGCAGGGGCUUGGGCAGCAGUGUGGGCAGGGACAGGAUUGA